UAGAUUUUUGUUGAGUUAUUUUGGCAAGUGGUGAAGUGAGUGCAAAGACGAAUUUUUAAAGAGAAAUUUGAGAGUGUUUUAUGCUACGCACUUUCCUGCAGUUGAGAAAAAUGUCCUCCACCUUGAUCCCCCAAGUGAAAGACGUUGAUAUCGAUCCUUCGGGAGUCUUCAAAUAUAUCCUAAUUAAAGUGACCAGCCCUAACAGCGACGGCCAGCUGGAGGACAAGCUGAUUGUUCGAGGAUAUGCCGAAUGCCCCUAUCACUCCGAUAUAAACGAUAAAGUGACCGGGGAACUGCAGCAGCUGAAGGCGUCGAAGGCCAUUCGCGACUGGAGAUCCAAAGUGCUAGGUGGAGGCCGAAUCAAUCACGACGCCGAAGCUAAGGAUAUAAAGGUCUACGGAUACUCACAGGGUUAUGGGAAGGCGGACCAUCAACUUACAGUGGACAUCCUGAAGAAGCAGUACCCAGAUUACAACGUAGGUUUCUCUGAUGAAGGCUACUAAUCCAAAUUACCAAAUACUUAGCACGCUAUUUCUUCUCGCAUUAUUUAUAUGAUUAUCGUUUAAGCACUGCUGUAAAUGUGAAGUACGACACUUAAGAGCCCGGUAUUUUGAAUAGAAUUAGACGGUUUCUGUGUGUUCACAGUCUAAAUUCUAAUCGCCGUUCGUCAGUUAACUAAUUGGACAUUGGAUAUUUUAUGCAAGUAUAUUCAUAGUCCUAAUCACUUAACCAAAAUGCUGACUAUUAAGAUAUUAAAAUUGGUUUAAUUAAGUUUUAAUCAAAUGUAAAGAAAACGAAUUGUUUAAAUAAAUGUGUUUUUUGAUU
Molecule: messenger RNA, 825 nt
Organism: Anoplophora glabripennis (Asian longhorned beetle)
Lineage: Eukaryota; Metazoa; Arthropoda; Insecta; Coleoptera; Cerambycidae
Product: 14 kDa phosphohistidine phosphatase-like
Exons: 4
Coding region: 81-503 (140 amino acids)
Biological process (GO): peptidyl-histidine dephosphorylation
Cellular component (GO): cytosol
Molecular function (GO): protein histidine phosphatase activity
Source: RefSeq, a predicted model, not a curated record